AUGAAACGCGUCGUCGCUCGACUAGUUCCAAAAGAGCUUAAUUUUGUUCAAAAAGCGCAGCGAAAGCAUGUCGCUGAAGACAUGGUUUCCCGAGCUUCUACGGAUCCGACCUUUAUGAAACGUAUAAUAACUGGCGACGAGACAUGGGUUUAUGAGUACGACAUGCAAACAAGCCAACAGUCUUCAGAAUGGCGUCUCGAAAACGAGCCGAAACCAAAAAAACCGCGGCAAAGUCGCUCCAAAAUCAAGGUGAUGCUGACAGUUUUUUUUGACUACCGUGGUGUGGUUCACUCCGAAUUCCUUCCAGAGGGAGAAACAGUGAAUAAAGAAUAUUAUUUAGGCGUCAUGAAGCGUUUGCGUGAGAGUAUCCGCCGAAAACGUCCAGAUUUGUGGCAACACAACUCAUGGAUGCUGCACCAUGAUAAUGCAACAUCACACACAGCCAUUAUAGUGAAAGAGUUUUUAGCGAAAAAUUCAACAAAAGUUCUCGACCAAGCACCGUAUUCACCUGAUAUGGCUCCGUCUGGCUUUUUUUUAUUUCCCAAGUUAAAAUUACCACUUCGAGGAAAACGUUUUGAGUCGAUAGAAGCCAUAAAAGAAAAUUCGCUGAAUGAGCUAAAGGCCAUACCGCAAAUAGCCUAUGAAAAAUGUAUGGAAGAAUGGGUGAAGCGGUGGAGAUGUUGUAUUGCAAGCGAUGGGGCCUACUUUGAAGGCGAUAAAAUAAAUUUAGAUGAAUUAUGUGUAUUUUUUGUUUUAUUGACAAAUUCCCGAUACUUAGUACACAGAAUGUAUAUGGGGAAAAUUUGA
Arctia plantaginis is the source of this 807-nucleotide messenger RNA. The record is from the annotation of a GenBank genome assembly. NCBI's taxonomy places the organism in Eukaryota, Metazoa, Arthropoda, Insecta, Lepidoptera, Erebidae.